CCCAGCGUCCCCUCCUCCCCCUCCUCUCCUCCCCCCUCCCCCCUGGCGUCCAGCCCCUUUGUCCUCCUGCGGCUGAGCUGGAGCAGGAGUCCAGGCAGAGCGGCAAGGACACCAGAGCCCGUACUGCCAGGGUGCAGCAGCAGGACGUACAGGAGUGGUCAGGAGAAGAGCAGCAGCUGUAGAGCACCUGUGUGAGGCCAUGGCCAGGAUGCUGGAGGGCCCAGCGCUGGAGGAGUCUGAGCCCGGCUCCCUGGCGCCGUGCGCGGGGUCCUGCCACGCACAGCGCGUUCUACAGACUCUCAACGCGUACCGGCGGAGCGGCACUCUCACAGACGUGGUGCUGCGCGCCGGUGGCUGCGACUUCCCGUGCCACCGCGCGGCGCUCAGCGCGGGCAGUGCCUACUUCCGCAGCCUGUUCGCAGCGGGGCAACCGGAGCGCGGCCUGGCCGUGGUGCCCCUGGCGCCCGUGGCCUCGGAGACGGGGCCGGACGCAGCGGCGGCGCUGGCAGUGGUGCUCGACUACGUGUACGGCGCGGGCGUGCGCCUGCGCGCUGAGGACGAAGCGGCGGCCGUGCUGGCGCUAGCCGAGCGGCUGGGCGUGGUGGGCCUGCGCGAGGCCUGCGCCAGCUUCCUGGAGGGUCGUCUGCGCGCCGCCAACAGUCUGGCGCUGCGCCGCGUGGCCGCCGCCUUCUCGCUUGCCUCGCUGGCCGAGCGCUGUGGCCACGUGCUGCGCCAGGCUUUCGUCGAAGUGGCGCGCCACGCCGACUUCCUGGAGCUGGCGCCCGAUGAAGUAGCGGCGCUGCUGGCCGACCCGGCGCUGGGCGUGGCGCGGGAGGAGGCCGUGUUCGAGGCGGCCAUGCGCUGGGUGCGCCACGACGCGCCGGCCCGCCGUGGGCAGCUGCGGCGCCUGCUGGAGCACGUGCGUCUGCCCCUGUUGGCGCCCGCCUACUUCGUGGAGAAGGUGGAGGCCGACGAGCUGCUUCAGGCCAGCCGCGAGUGCCGCCCGCUGCUGCUCGAGGCCCGUGCCUGCUUCAUCCUUGGCCACGAGGCCGGAGCGCUGCGGGCCCGGCCGCGGAGAUUCAUGGACCUAGCUGAAGUGAUCGUGGUCAUCGGCGGUUGCGACCGCAAGGGGCUCCUGAAGCUGCCCUUCACCGAUGCCUACCAUCCAGAGAGCCGGCGCUGGACCCCACUGCCCAGCCUCCCAGGCUACACACGCUCAGAGUUCGCUGCCUGUGCUCUCCGCAAUGACGUCUAUGUUUCCGGAGGCCACAUCAACAGCCGUGAUGUGUGGAUGUUUAGCACCCCUCUGCACACCUGGAUCAAGGUGGCCUCACUGGUCAAGGGCAGAUGGAGGCACAAGAUGGCAGUCAUGCAGGGGCAGCUGUUCGUGGUAGGUGGCUUUGAUGGUCUUCGGCGCCUGCGCAGUGUAGAACGCUACGACCCCUUCUCCAACAGCUGGGCGGCUGCGGCGCCGCUCCCCGAGGCGGUGAGCUCGGCGGCAGUGGUGUCCUGCGAGGGCAGGAUCUACGUGAUCGGGGGUGCCGGCCAGGACGGUGUCAGCACCAACAAGGUGCAGUGCUUUGACCCCAAGGAGGACAGGUGGAGCCUGCGAUCUCCAGCACCUUUCUCACAGCGGUGUCUCGAGGCUGUCUCCCUUGAGGGCACCAUCUAUGUGGUGGGGGGCCUCAUGAGCAAAAUCUUCACCUAUGACCCUGGCACAGAUGUCUGGGGGGAGGCAGCUGUCCUCCCCAGCCCUGUGAUGAAGAGACCAGCCUUGGAGAGACUGAGGCCUUGCCCAAGGCUGCCAGGUAAGCCAUGCUAAGGUAGAGCAUGGAACCCCAGUUCCAAGUGCUUUAGCCUUGGAUGAGGGUCUUGGUCUAAAUGACCCUGUAGUCUCUUGUCCUGAAGGCCACCAGCUGGGAGCCUGUUGCAGGGAGAUCAAGGUAGAGAAGAGACUUGGUAAGUUCCCCUGCCCUAGUUAUAUCAGAGCAGGGAGGUCCCGGCCCUGGAGGCUCUGGCCCCUGCAUUCCUGGCCUCCCCUAUCUCUUGUACCCUUCCCCGAAACUCCAAAGAAACUACAUAGGGGUAUGGUUGGAUUGGUGGUCCCUGCCAGUUCUGACCUUCAGUGAUUCUAAGAGCUUGAGAUUUCUGGCUUCUCUGAGUCUGAGAUCUCAGGGCAGUAGUGGUGGCAGUGAUGGUGAUGGUGAUGGCUGUCACUGCUCCUGGAGUGCUUACUGUCUUCCUGGCACUAUGUAAAAUGCUUCACUUGCUUAAUACCAUUAACUGUCAUGGCAACCUUAUGAAGAAGGUACGAUUAUUCUUCUUUGCAGGGGAGGAAACUGAGGCCCAGAGAGCUUAAGUGACUUGUCUAAGGCCAUUUAGUAAGGGUUAUGCCAGAGAUUGAACUCAGAUCCACCUAGUUCUUGCCUUUCUGCCAUGCAGACUGCCUGCUUGUAUUCUGUGGGUCAAGGUUUUAUUGUCUGGCCUGGCCCGUUAGGGAUAGAGGGAGCCCCACACUGGACCCCAUAGCUGAUUAUCUUUCUGUUUGUCUAUCCAGGAGAGCUGUGGUGUGACUGUGUGUGACGGGAAGGUCCACAUCCUUGGUGGGCGGGAUGAUCUCGGGGAGAGCACCGACAAGGUCUUCACCUUUGACCCCAGCAAUGGGCAGGUAGAA
This is a messenger RNA of Lutra lutra (Eurasian river otter), 2674 nucleotides long. It is a transcript of the gene KLHL35, whose product is annotated as kelch like family member 35. Gene Ontology annotation, molecular function: protein binding. The transcript has 7 exons. Bases 200 to 1822 code for a protein of 540 amino acids. Lineage: Eukaryota; Metazoa; Chordata; Mammalia; Carnivora; Mustelidae. The record is from RefSeq and is a predicted model, not a curated record.